AUGGUUCGCUACGUGUUGGAUGGUAUAGCUCACGGCUUUCCGUCGGGUUUUGAUUCUUCGCUAGUCUCUUUACGAUCAUCGCACCGAAACAUGAAAUCGGCUUUGCAACAUCCCGAUGUUAUCGACAAAUAUUUGGCAAAUAAAAUUUCGCAUGGUCGUGUCGUGGGUCCAUUUGCCUCGCCACCAUUUCCUAAUCUACAGUGCAGCCCGUUUGGGGUCAUUCCAAAGAAAGGCCAGCCUGGUAAAUGGCGUCUCAUUCUGGACUUGUCGUCACCCGAAGGCCAUAGCGUUAAUGACGGCAUCCCCAGGGAUCCUUUCUCCUUGACUUACAUCUCCGUCGAUCAUGCCAUUGCUCGUUUAGUACAGCUUGGUCCGGGUGCUCUUAUCGCCAAAUUUGACGUAGAAUGUGCGUACCGUAACAUCGCUCUCAGACCUGACGAACGUUUCUUAUUUGGCAUGUGGUGGCGUGAGUCAUAUUUCGUCGAUUUGGCUCUUCCGUUGGUCUGCGUUCCGCCCCAUUUAUCUUCAACUCCGUCGCCGAAAUGGUGGAAGCUUCUAAAAGCUAAUUAUCGCGUUCGUUUUCUCCUUCACUACCUCGACGAUUUCCUGACCCUUGGCCCCGGCAACUCCUCCGAGUGCGCUAGUAAUGUAGCCAUCGCCAGGUCCUUAUUCCUCCGGUUGGGUUUGCCUCUCCAUCCGUCAAAGUGCGAGGGUCCUACUACUACGUUAGUGUUUUUUUUAGGUGUGGAACUAAAUUCUCUCACCCAAUCUGCUCGGUUGCCAUCCGCUAAAUUUGUGGCUAUCGUAGAGCUUCUCCAAAAAAUGGAAUCGUAA
Messenger RNA from Dendronephthya gigantea, 834 nucleotides. RefSeq lists its product as uncharacterized. The coding region runs from base 1 to 834 and encodes 277 amino acids. The record is from RefSeq and is a predicted model, not a curated record. The transcript has a single exon. Lineage: Eukaryota; Metazoa; Cnidaria; Anthozoa; Malacalcyonacea; Nephtheidae.